Paramisgurnus dabryanus is the source of this 2267-nucleotide messenger RNA. It is a transcript of the gene ewsr1a, whose product is annotated as EWS RNA-binding protein 1a. The record is from RefSeq and is a predicted model, not a curated record. Gene Ontology annotation, molecular function: RNA binding. Gene Ontology annotation, biological process: regulation of DNA-templated transcription. Lineage: Eukaryota; Metazoa; Chordata; Actinopteri; Cypriniformes; Cobitidae.
UCCGCUACACAGAAGGCACACGAAAUGGCGUCUGCUGCAGAUUACAAUACUUACAGCCAGGCUGGAGGCCAGCAGGGGUAUGGCUCCUAUGCGGCCCAGCCCUCGCAAAGUUACGGACAGAACACCCAGCAGUCAUAUGGUCAACAACAAGGAUAUGGUUCAUACAACCAGCCGGCGGAUUCGACCUACCCGCAGACUGGUAGCACCUCAAGCAACUAUGGUCAGCAGGCCUAUGGAUCUUCUUAUGGACAACCACCACCAGCUAGUGGUGGUUAUACAGCCACUCCGGCUGCAGCUCAGAGCUACAGUCAACCUGCCCAGGGUUAUGGAGCCAGCAGCUAUGAUUCAACUGCCACUGCUGCUGCAGCUGCUGCUUCGUCCACCAGCACCAACCAAACCUCAUAUGGUGGGCAGGCCAGCUACGGCGCUCAGUCUGCUUAUCCUGGAUAUACACAACAGCCCGCUUCGGCUGCACCUCCCAGCAGUUACAGUGCUGGCAGCCAGCAGCCUGCUGGAUAUGAGCAGAGCUCUUAUUCCCAGCAGCCUCAGCCGAACUCUUACUCACAGCAGCAGCAGCAACCGGGAGGAUAUCAAGGCCAGCAAGGAGGAUAUGGACAGCAGAGCUCCUACAGCCAGCAGGGAGGAUACCAACAAGCUACUCCCCAGCAGCCACAGGCUCCGCCUACCAGCUAUGCUCCACCUUCUGGGUCCUAUGGACAGCCUCCUGCGAGCCAGUAUGGACAGCAGGGCAGCGCUGGAGGAAGCUACGGCCAGUCCGAUUACAAACCAUCCAGCCAGUAUGGUAAUUACAGACAGGACCACCAGAACGGAGGCGGCUACUCGGGCCCUGAGUCUGGAGGAUAUGGGGGCCCUGGAGAGGGCCGAGGCAUGGGAGGGGGGGAGAACCGCGGGCGUGGCCGGGGUGGGUUUGACCGGGGGAUGAUGCGAGGAGGUGGUGGCAUGCGAGGGGGCAUGAACCGAGGAGGAAUGGGCAUCGCUGGAGACAGAGGUGGCUUCAUUAAGCCUGGUGAUGGUAACAUGGGACGACCAGAAGAACAAGAUGACUCAGAAAACAGCACCAUCUACAUUACUGGACUGACUGAGAAUGCUACCCUGGAAGAAAUGGCAGAGUUUUUCAAGCACAGUGGAGUUAUUAGGAUAAACAAGCGAACAGGCCUGCAUGCCAUUAACAUAUACACAGACAAAGAUUCUGGAAAACCCAAAGGUGAUGCCACUUUGUCAUACGAAGAGCCUCCAUCUGCUAAGGCAGCAGUUGAGUGGUUUGAUGGGAAAGAUUUCCAGGGCAAGAAAUUAAAAGUCUCGAUGGCACGAAGGAAGCCCAUGAUGGGGAUGAUGCGUGGGGGCAUGCCAAUGAGAGGAGACCGUGGUGGCAUGAUGGGACGCGGAGGAAUGAUGGGUCGUGGUGGGAUGGGUAGAGGUGGUGAUCGAGGUGGAUUCAUGCCUCGUGGUGGUCCCAGGGGAAUGGGCCGUGGUGGACCAACCGGAGGAAACAUGCAGCAGAGGGCAGGAGACUGGCAGUGUCCAAAUGCUGGAUGUGGAAACCAGAACUUUGCCUGGAGGAUGGAGUGUAACCAGUGCAAGGCACCCAAACCAGAAGGAUUCGGACCUCCACCUUUCCCUCCUCCAGGGGGUGACCGUGGUCGCGGUGGCCCAGGCGGCAUGCGUGGCGGCCGUGGAAUGGACCGCGGAGGUCCAGGGGGACCCGGAGGCUUCCGUGGGGGAAGAGGUGGAGAUCGUGGUGGCUUCAGAGGAGGACGGGGCAUGGACAGAGGAGGAUUUGGUGGAAGGGGUCGUGGUGGGCCUCCUAUGGAUGACAUGGGAAGGAGGGGGCGAGGAAUGGGACCACCUGGUAAAAUGGAUAUGAAGGGAGACCAUCGCCAGGACCGGAGAGAGAGACCAUACUGAGAGAAUCGUCGCUGGUCAUAAACUUCCCUUGUUUGUUUUCAAAUGUUUUUAAAGCUGUAAUUCCAUAUUUAUAAGUGGUAUGGAAGUUGUUACUGCUUGGCCAUUAGUCCUCAAUGAACGUUUAAUUUUAUUUUUUUAACUUUUGUGUUUUGUGCUCUUUUUGUUCUGUUUAAGAACUAUCAGUGAAACCAGAUGCACAUGUUGUAAAUUCUCAGUGUUCAGUGUGCUAUUUGGAUUUGUCAUAAAUGUAUUUGUGCAACUGUGAGGUUUUUUUUAAUCCCAAUACGCUUCAUUUGCUUUACGCUGCUUUACUGUGUGCAAAUGUUGAAUAAAAAAGAAAA